This is a messenger RNA of Racocetra fulgida, 1049 nucleotides long. NCBI's taxonomy places the organism in Eukaryota, Fungi, Glomeromycota, Glomeromycetes, Diversisporales, Gigasporaceae. The record is from the annotation of a GenBank genome assembly.
ACGCUCUAAAAAUAAUUAUAAGGAAAGCAUAUGUUGGAGAUAUUUUCGCCCAAUUAGACCGAGUUAUGGAUCAGAAACAAAAAUUAAAAAUUAAACUUCCAUUAAUUAAAUUCUUUAUUCCCUCUGCAUCACCUCCCAAAGUUAUUAAUAGUUUAAAAUCUUCUGGUCUCAUUAAUCUACAAAUUGAACUGCCCCUCGAAGAACAGAUAAAUAAAUUAUAUAAACAUUUAUCUGAUCAGUGGAAAUUAAAAAACUUGAAAUUUGUUAUUAGCAAUAAAGAUUUUUAUGACCAGCUAAAAGAAAAGUACCCAGAUAUUAUCCAUAUAAGCGCUAGCAUAGAUGGUAAUGACUUAAUAGUAAACAAUUUAAGUAGAUGGGCUAGAGAAAAUACCAGUACUCAAGGAAUUUCUAAUAUUGUCAAAGCUGUUCAAAACGCUACCCGUAAUCUUUGCAAUGUCGUAGGUGUUUUGAAGGACAGAAGAAUGCAAAGUGGAAUGAAUAUAACAAAUAUAACAAUUAAUGAUUGUAAUUGUCAUUAUCAUAAAAUAGAAUUUCUUUCAUUAAUAAGCCAACAUUUUAAGCAAUUAUUUAAUAAUUAUAAUAUUGAUGAUAAUUUUAUUAAAGAAAAAGUAGGUUAUUUUAAAUGGCUUUCAUUAGAUCAUUUACCAGUUAGUAUAUUUGAUAAAUUAGUAGAAUUAUUCAAACCUUUGAAACAUAUCAAUGCUGUUACUGGAAAAAAUAUUAUAGAUCUAUUAGUUAAUGCUACUAGCAUUUUAAGAAGGAUUUCUCAUUUUCAGUUUAAUUUUAAUUCUGAAUACAAUCCCAGUUCUUCUGGUAAUAGUUUAAUUUAUGAAGAAGUGACACGAUAUGUUAGUCGUUUGCAAUCUCAGUUUGAUAAGAACUUUGAUGUGUAUAAAUGGUGGCAAAAUUCAAAACAUGAAUUUCCUGGUUUGGCUACUCUUGCAAGGGAAUAUUUGCUUUUGGUGUCAGAUAAAGUUCAAUUCAAUAAUCUUGAAAAAUUUCUAGAAGUUUAUAAAAAUGUUGAUAUG